Molecule: messenger RNA, 500 nt
Organism: Trichoderma reesei QM6a
Lineage: Eukaryota; Fungi; Ascomycota; Sordariomycetes; Hypocreales; Hypocreaceae
Exons: 2
Coding region: 1-306 (101 amino acids)
Cellular component (GO): NatC complex
Molecular function (GO): RNA binding
Source: RefSeq, a predicted model, not a curated record
AUGAACAAAGAUGAGGCUCACGAAUACCUCUCGUCUCUCUUGAACCAGAACAUGCGCGUCUACACUACGGACGGCCGCAUGUUUCGGGGGAGCUUCAAAUGCACAGAUCCGGAUAGGAAUAUCGUGCUGGCAAACACGCACGAGUACCGACAGCCUUCAGAAGGGGAGCGUAGUGCUGCUGCGGCAAAUGCCUCCGGCGACUCCGUGACGCUGGACAUGACGUCUCGAUAUUUGGGCCUGGUGGUUGUUCCUGGGCACCAUAUUGUGAAGAUGGAGGCUGAGCAGUUUCUGAGUCAAAUGAAAUAGAAUGGCGCAAUGAGAACAAGGUCAACACGAAACCCUAUGCGCGACACAGCAACCGCAGGAGUUUUCGUUCCUUUUUCUUCUUUAACCUAAUCACUGGGGCGGCAUUGAGGCGGCGUUGAGGCUGGGUCUUUCUAAUCGGUUUCUCAAUCUAAAUCACAAACACACAAUAUAAUCACACAAUUCGUGUUCUUAAU